CCGGCCCUGCGCCCGCCGCCCGCGGAGGAUGCUCCGGUCCGGACCGCGGCUCCCGCCUGCUGGCGCUGCCCCGGGGGCCGCGUCCCGGGCGGCGGCUCUCGGACCCCGCGGGGCGGGAUGAUCUCCCGGCGGGGGCCCGGCGCUCCACCGACGGUCAGGGAGGAGGCGGCGGUCCCGGGUCCGCGCUCUGUCUCCGGCCGGCGGCUCUAGGCCCGCCCCGGCCCGGGUGCGCAGGGACCGGCGAGGCCGGUUCUGUUCUCCGCGGAGCUUCUGGCGGCCCCGGCUCCGCGGGGCCGUGGGCGCUGCCCGAGCCCCCCCGCCCGGGGCAGUGAAGAGCCACCGUCAGCAUCCUCCGGCAGGCCGAAAGGUGGAGCCCGGCCCGUUCCCGCAGAGCGGCUGCUCCCGCUCCCCGCGGUCCUGGCGCGGUGCCGCCGGCUGCCCCGGCGCUCCGGGGCCGGCCCCGAGCCGCCGCCCGCCGCGGCCAUGCCCUCCCCCACCGACUCCAGCCGCUCGCUGACCGGCCGCAGCUCCCGCAGCCUCACCCACCUCCGCCUCCAGCGCACCUGGCUGCAGGUCCUGCUGGUCCUGGGUCUCGUGCAAGCCAUCCUGGGCGUCCUCAUCGUCACCUUCAGCCUGGUGGCGGCCACCAUCACUCCCUCCACCAAAAUCCGUCACUCGUGCCCGUCCUGGGCCGGCUUCUCGCUGGCACUCUCCGGGCUGGUCGGCAUCAUCUCCUGGAAGCGGCCGCUCACCCUGGUGAUCGCCUUCUUCACGCUGCUGUCGGUGCUGGGCGUCAUGCUGAGCCUCGCCGGCUCCAUCCUGUCGUGCCAGAACGCGCAGCUGGUGAAGACCCUGGAGGCCUGCGAGAGGGAGAGGGACACGUGUGUCUGCUGCCAGGCCCGCUCGGAGCCCCCGCCCGCCUCCUGCAGCCAGCAGAGCGAGACGCUGACCAUGUUCCCCAACCCCAACUGCCGGAGCAUCCGUGUGGCACUCAAGGAUCUCCUCUUCAGUGUCUGUGGCUUGACCAUCUUCUCCACCAUCAUCUGCAUGCUCUCUGCUGUCGUGUGCUGCAUCCAGAUCUUCUCCCUUGACAUUGUCCAUGUGCUGGUCCCACAGCGCUCCAGCUCUGUGACACUGGAAUGCACGUCCCCACCUGACACCUUUCUGCAGAGCAUGAUGGACUUCGAGGAGUUUGUUCCUCCAGUGCCACCACCCCCCUACUACCCACCCGAGUACACCUGCAGCUCCGAGACGGAUGCGCAGAGCAUCACCUACAAUGGCUCCAUGGACAGCCCCGUGCCCCUCUACCCAACCGAUUUCCCCCCGUCAUACGAGACUGUGAUGGGGCUGCGGGGAGACAGCCAGGCCACCCUGUUCGACUCGCAGCUGACAGAGGGCUCCCACGCCUGCACCUGCGACCGCGUCCCCUCCAUCGUGCUCAGCGGGGAAGUCUCCAUGGACAGCGGGUCCCUGAUCAUGUCCGAGAUCAUGGACAUCCCCGGGGACAGCAGCCCCUCGGAGGACUCGUGCCUGCUGGAGCUGCAGGGCUCCAUGCGCUCCGUGGAUUACGUCCUGUUCCGCUCCAUCCAGCGCAGCCGCGCCGAUUACUGCCUGAGCGUGGACUGCGUGCAGUGCAGCCACCACGCUCGCAGCCCCACGCUGGGCUUGCAGGGCCCCUUCGAGGAGAUGCCCCAGCCCCGCGUGCGGGGCGAGCGAUCCUACUCCUGCUCCACCGCGGAGCCCGGCCCCGACGGCAUCUUGGUGGGGGGAGCCGUCACCCACAGCUGCAACCGGCUGGUGGGGCCGGGGCGCUGCGCCGGGCCCUGCUUCCCCGAGGUGCGGCUCAAGGACAAGGGCUCCUCGCUGCAGGGGCGCGGGGGUGGCCGCUCCACGGACGCCGCCGCCGGCCGCCCCGGCCAGCCCCGGCGCAACAGCGAGACCUCCUGUCCCUCGUCCCCGGCCCCGGGGCUGGCCCCGCGCCCGCUCCUGAGGUCACACAGUGACCCCGGCGUGCCGAUGGCCGGCCGUGCUGCAGAUUUCAGGGAAGUACUUUAUACCAAAGCACUGGAGGACACCGUGUCCGACUCCUCCGCUGAUACAGGGCUGUGCUCUGAGGCCUGCCUGCUCCACCGUUCCCACUGUGACUCCCCGCCACUGCUCCGGGCCGGCUCCGUGGGGAAGAACAAGCUGCCACCCUGCAAGAAGGUGCCACAGCAGCUGUCAAAGACAACCACUCGCUCCCUGGGGGACCUCAAGGGCUACCGAGGCACCCGUGGGCUGGUGGCCAGGUUCCUGCAGAGACCCAAGCGCAGCCUGGCAGCUGGCAUGGAGGUGUCUGGGCACAGCUUCCACGGGCACAAACAGGUUCCCUGGAGUGCCUGGCCGGGCGCAGAGCGGCCCCACGAAGGAAUCCACCUGCAGAGCUGCGGGGACCUGAGCUCCACCUCGUCCCUGCGGCGGCUCCUGUCCGCGCGCCGGCUGGAGCGCAGCCGCCCCCGGAGCCUCAGCGGGGCCUGCAAGGAGAGCGCGCUCUGAGGGCACGGCCUGCGCAGGGACCCUCUGCUGCGGGGAGGGAGUCCCGCCCUGGGCUCAGCCCUGGACAUUGCUCGGACGUUGCAGCUGCUGCCCUGGUGGGGCUGGGCCCUGCGCUGCUGCCCUGGGGGUUUGGCUGGGCCCCUUCCCCAGGCAGGGCUGGGGUUUGGGGCUGGUCCCCUGGGGUGUCUGCUGGGGGGCCGGGACAGCUGUGCCUGUCCCCUGCCUGUCUGGGAUGGUUAUGCCUGUUCCCUGUCCUGUCCCUUGUUCUGGACAUGCCUGUCCCUUGCCCUGUCCCUUGUGCCAGCUGUGCCUAUUCCCUGGGAUGGCCACGCCUGUCCCCUGCCCUGUCCCAUGUUGUGGCUGUGCCUGACCCACGCACUGGCCAUACCCUGUCCCCUGUGCCAGCCGUGCCUGUACCCUGGCACAGCCGUGUCUGUCCCCUGUGCCGGCCGUGCCCGUGCCCUGGGGCAACCAUGCCUGUCCCCCGCCCCGGCCAUGCUGUCCUUUGCCCUGUCCCUUUGGCUGGCUAUGCUGGCUCGAUCCCCACUCCCUUGUGCCAGCCAUGCCUGUCCCCUGCCCUGUCCCCUGCACUGGCUGUGCCUGUCUUCUGCCUUGUUCUUUUGGCUGGCCAUGCUGGCUUGAUCCUCGGUCCCCUGUGCCAGCCGUGCCUGUCCUCCAGGACGACCUUGCCUGUCCCCUGAUCUGUCCCUUGUGCUGGCCUGGUCCCUGGCCUCCUGUGCCAGCGCGCCCGUACCCCGGAACUGCCAUGCCUGUCCCUUGCUCUGUCCCCUGUGCCCGUCUCCUCUCCAGGCCCUCCGCCCCGCCCCGUUCGCUCCCGGUGCCGCUCCCGGUGCCGCUCCCGGUGCCGCUCCCGGUGCUGGCCGUGUCUGUUCCUCCCCGCCCGGCUGCGCCCGGGCCGCGCUGCGGGGCCGGUCCCGCGGCCACUGCCCCUCGCUAGAGACCGAAUAAAGGUGGUCACCGCC
This is a messenger RNA of Vidua chalybeata, 3518 nucleotides long. RefSeq names its product endosomal transmembrane epsin interactor 3 (gene ENTREP3). The record is from RefSeq and is a predicted model, not a curated record. The transcript is spliced from 12 exons. Gene Ontology annotation, cellular component: membrane. NCBI's taxonomy places the organism in Eukaryota, Metazoa, Chordata, Aves, Passeriformes, Viduidae. Bases 484 to 2535 code for a protein of 683 amino acids.